This is a messenger RNA of Aureococcus anophagefferens, 258 nucleotides long. RefSeq lists its product as hypothetical. Lineage: Eukaryota; Pelagophyceae; Pelagomonadales; Pelagomonadaceae. Gene Ontology annotation, biological process: microtubule cytoskeleton organization; mitotic cell cycle. The transcript has a single exon. The record is from RefSeq and is a predicted model, not a curated record. The annotation marks the transcript as partial. Gene Ontology annotation, molecular function: GTP binding; structural constituent of cytoskeleton. Gene Ontology annotation, cellular component: microtubule; cytoplasm.
GGCGCGGAGAUCGUCGACGCCUGCCUCGACGUAGUUAGGCGGGAGGCGGAGCAGUGCGACCGCCUCGCGGCCUUCCAGGUCUGCCACGCGCUCGGCGGCGGCACCGGCGGCGGCUUGGGUCCGCUGCUCCUGACCAAGAUCGCGGAGGAGUACCCCGACCGGGUCCUCGCGAGCUUCGCCGUCCUGCCGGGCUCGGCGCUCUCGGAAUCGCCGACGCAGCCCUACAACGCGGUUCUCGCGCUCCACCAGCUCAUCGAA